Carya illinoinensis is the source of this 1875-nucleotide messenger RNA. RefSeq names its product IRK-interacting protein. Lineage: Eukaryota; Viridiplantae; Streptophyta; Magnoliopsida; Fagales; Juglandaceae. The transcript has 2 exons. The record is from RefSeq and is a predicted model, not a curated record. The coding region runs from base 221 to 1690 and encodes 489 amino acids.
CCAAACCCGUGCGAAACCUUACUUCUAUACGUGAUCCUCAAAUUUUAAUCAUGAUUAGAAGACGACGAAAAUACAAUCUCAGAAAAUGUAAAGAAAACGAGAAGAGACAGAAACUGGAAGGCAGAUACAAAGCAAGCUCAGGAUAAAAUUCAAAAACUGUUGUACUUUAGAUGUGCCAAAACGAGGAGAAGGCACAGCAAAAAAAUAUGCAGUAGCACACAUGGCUCCCUCUUCUACAUCUUUGCCUUCUUCUUCCUCCAAAUCUCCUCGUCUUCCUCCUCCCCAACAACCCACUCACUUCACCCCUAUUCAAGAAUGUGAAAGAGAAGAACAUGAUGAAGAUGGAUAUAGCGAGGAGCAAAUAAUCCAGAACAGAGGGAGACCGGCCGCUGGUUCUACGGAGAAGGGAGUUACUCCAAAACAUCGCCCGACGCCUCUCCAUGAAACUUACAAAAGUGCCAAACCCAACGCCAAGAAGAACUCGGAGUCUGAUACAACGGAGACCGAAGAGGACGGUUCGGUCUCGUGUAACAAGUGCCGCCCACAUGCGCGCGAGAAGAUCUCGGUGGUUCCCCUGGACAACAAUGGUCUCAACAAGCAGUCUUCGUCGAUUGCGAGCCCCAAUGGCAUAUUCAAGGCCAUCUUUUCGUCGCUAACGAGGAGAAGCCCGAGGUCAACGGUGGCGUUAACGACGGCCAGAGAGGAGCAGUGGAAGAUUGCGGUGGCAGAGCUCUCGCACAAGCUGAUUCAGGCUACGAGAAAGAGAGACGAGGCUCUUCUUGAAGCUUCAAGGCUUAAGUACUCCAUGGCUGAGCUAGAGAAGAAGCUCAACAAGCUCGAGGUUUAUUGCCAUAACUUGAAGUCUGGCCUCGAAGAGUGCAGCACCAACUCGCACUAUCAAAUAGGAAAGAGCCACAGUAAUCGGCUGGUGAACCAUCUCGGCUACCUGAGCGUUAAUGACAAAGUGAUUGAGCAUUUUCUGGUUUCGGUUUCGGAGGCUCGGUCUUCGGUCCGGCUCUUGUGCCGCGCGCUCACUAUGCAACUCAGGCAAAUGGGAAACAAAGUAUAUGAGAGAAUUUCGAUUCUUCUACAACCUUAUGAUAUAAAGGUUUCACUUUCGAAGAACCCAAGAAGCUUGAUUUUCUACCUUGAGGCUUUGCUGAACCAAGCUUUCUAUGAGGACUUCGAAUCUGCUGGGUUUCAAAAGAACUCCUCGAAUCAAAUAUUGAACCUGAUUGAUCGGUGCGAGGCUAAUUUUGAGUCCUUCACCUUGCUUCAGGAGUUGACAUGGGAGGAGGUCUUGAAUAAGGGGACAAGGCAUUUCAGUGAAGAUUUCAGCAGGUUUUGUGACAGGAAAAUGAGUGAAAUUGUCGCAAUGUUGGGGUGGAACAGGGCAUGGCCGGAGCCACUGUUGCAGGCAUUCUUUGUUGCUUCAAAAAGUGUGUGGUUGGUGCACCUUUUGGCCACCUCGGUGCACCCGAGCUUGCCUAUAUUCAGGGUGGAUAAAGGGGCGGGGUUUGAUGGAGUUUACAUGGAGGACAUGGGUGGAGAUAAGAUGAGGACAUUGAUGCCGUCUGUGGUCCGGAUCAUGGUUGCACCUGGGUUCUAUGUCUACGGCAGCAUAAGCAGCAUGGUUAAAUGCAAGGUGCUAUGCAGGUACUGCAACAGCAACAACAUCAAUAAUCAGUGAUGGUCAAGGCAAGGGUUUACUCAUCCAACGCACCGAGGGUUAAUAAUAUGAUUUGGAACUGAAAUAUUUUGAUUCGUUUGUAAUACUUUUAUCCGCAGUUUUGUUGUUUAUUGUUAUAUAAUUGGGAUGAUUGUGAUGGUACUGUUCAAGCUCCUUUUUUUUAUGGAUACCUAUUUCUGUGUCGA